Molecule: messenger RNA, 498 nt
Organism: Aegilops tauschii subsp. strangulata
Lineage: Eukaryota; Viridiplantae; Streptophyta; Magnoliopsida; Poales; Poaceae
Source: RefSeq, a predicted model, not a curated record
AUGCGCAUCGCCCGCGCCGUGGCUGGCCCCUGCUGUUGUUCUACCUCACCGGCGCGCCCUCCACCGUGGCUCUCCGCUCCCGCGCCGGAGCUCGCGACCACUGCCGCCGCCCGCACUUGUUGCUGCCCCGGGGCCGCGGCCUCCCCGCGCCGCGCCUGGGCCGUGCACCCCGCUCACGCCCCCUGGUCGUGCUCCGGCGCCACCGCCACUACUCGCCCUCCGCCCUGCGUCGUCCGUGGCCGGCCACACGCGUGCCCGCUGCACUCACCGCGCCCGGUCCCCGUGGUGCCGCACCUCCGUCUGCCUCUCUAUUGUGCCCGCACCAGCGCGCCAUCGCGGCCUUCUCCCGCUCGCACUUGCUGCCAUGGCCGCACGCGCCCUGCGCCGCGCGUGCCUGCCCCCGACGCCCCUGCUCGUCGGCGCCCUACUUCGGCCGCGGCCACGCCUCUGCGCGUGUGCUCGCAUGCCCAUCCCCGGGUGGCUCGGUUGAGCCACUGA